This is a messenger RNA of Letharia columbiana, 1134 nucleotides long. RefSeq lists its product as uncharacterized. The record is from RefSeq and is a predicted model, not a curated record. Lineage: Eukaryota; Fungi; Ascomycota; Lecanoromycetes; Lecanorales; Parmeliaceae. The coding region runs from base 1 to 1134 and encodes 377 amino acids. Gene Ontology annotation, cellular component: mitochondrion. The transcript has 2 exons.
AUGCUCACUCGACGGCUCUUCACGAGCUCCUCCACCCCCUCCACCAUCCUCCGCACCUUCACCACCUCGACCGCCCACCAACGCUCUCCCGCCCUCGGCGACAUCACACCCAACGGCGUCGCAAAGUUCGACGCCCGCCAAACAGCAUUCCGAGAAGAAGUGCGAGAGGCCCAAAAGGCACAAGAAAAGCAAGAUAGUCAGUCGUCUGUUACAGCUCCCACUGCCCCAACAGCCCCCUACAAUGCCAUCCCAGGCGCUGCUCCCUCCACUUCACCAGCAAGCGAUGCGGGUUCCGCCUCCUUGCAUGGCCAUGUUGCAUUGGGCUCACUGUCAACGCAUGAUGCAGGGGCCAGUCGUGAUACGUCACAACAACCGGAAAGCUCGAAACAUAAAGGCGCGUUAAGCAGCUUGAUCUAUGGCACGCAUGAAGGACAACAGAUGGACCACGAGAUCGAGAAGAGCUUUAGUCAAGUGCUGGCAAGAGGGAAGUAUGUGCAUAGUAUCGUGAUGCACUCUGUCAAACCGGACAAGGUGGAUGAAUACGUGGAUCUAGUAGGGGAUUGGUAUCCGAAGGUCGCCAGUACACCGGAGCACCACGUACAUUUGGUCGGGAGCUGGAGGACUGAAGUGGGUGACUGUGAUACUUUCGUCCAUAUAUGGGAAUAUCAACGCUAUCAAGGCUACCACUCUUCGCUCCACUCCAUCCAACACCACCCCGACUUCCCGGCCUUCGACAACAAACUCAAGUCUUUAAUAACCCACAAAGAAACCUCGCUCAUGCAAGAGUUUUCCUUCUGGCCCACUACACCCCCUCGUCAGCUCGGCGGACUUUUCGAAUUACGCUCUUACACUUUGCACCCUGGCAACCUCCUCGAAUGGGAAACUCAUUGGCGACGGGGCUUGAAGGCAAGGAGAGAGGUUAUGGAGGGGGUGGGAGCAUGGUUUGUGCAGAUUGGAGACUUGAACACUGUGCAUCAUCUGUGGCAAUUUGCGGAUCUGGAGGAGAGGAAGGCAAGGAGGGAGAUGAGCUGGGGAGUGGAAGGCUGGGGUGACACGGUGCACAAGACCGUGCCCCUGAUUCAGAAGAUGAAGUCGAGGAUCCUGAUUCCAAUGCCAUGGAGUCCUGUUGCUUGA